GUUCCCUACACUCGACGGAAGAGUUGUAUCGCCGUACAAUAGACCAUUUUCGUAAAGUAACCAAAUGUAAUGCAUGAAGUGCCUCAAUACAAAUUAUUUCAUUCACCUGAUAAGAAUAAUAAUAUUUCAAUAGACAAAAUCCGAACUGCAUAAAUUAUUGAUCUCGGUCGAGUGAAUUCUCCCGUCCUCUUUGCCUUCCGUGGCGUUGUUUAAUCGCCCUAAUAGCUAACAUGAACUUACACACCUUAAAUUCGAAUGAAAAUAAUGGACUCGCAGAGCAGACCACGACCAAAGAAGCGAUGGCUGAUUCUUGUGGGACUCUUUGCCGUCGGAUAUUUUGACAUCGGAACGUUAAAAUCGUUGGGCGUGUUCCUUGAGGAAAUGACGGACGACUUGCAAACGUCUCUCGCUGUCGUCGGAGUAGCCAUUGGACUAUGUCAUGGCAUAGCGCAUUGCUUUGCGGUUGUAAAUGUUCCUCUAUUAAAGCGGUUUUCAGCAGGAAAACUCAUCAUUACAGGCAGUAGCAUUGCCGCUACAGGACUCAGCCUCAUUUAUUUUGCAACAUCUGGAAUACACUUUCUACUGCUAAUGCUUUUAACAGGGUUUGGUUCUAGCGUCGUCAUUUUGCCUUCUCACGCAUGUGUCAUUGACUACUUUCCAGAUCACUUCGAGAUCGCUACAACCAUUGUCCUCCUGGGCAGCGGUGUAGGUAUGAUGACGCUCCCAUUGCUUACAGAACAGCUCGUCAUGGCAUACUCCUGGAGAGGAGCGAUCCUUAUUCUAGGGGCCUUAAACUUGCAUUCGUGUGUGACGGGGCUACUAAUGGCGUCAAGUAGUCAACAAAGGCGUGUAUUAGGAGAACCUUCAACUUUAGCCGGCAGAGCUCAGAUCGGGGAAGACCAUGAAGAACUUGUGUCCCUGAUAAACGAACCUGCAACUGUUGACCCACAUUACAUAGCUGAUGAUCGCAAUGACGAUGGGGUCUUUUGCUUUAUCGCCAUAAUCGCCAGAGCUGCCAAAAAGAUAUUCCUGGAUAUUUUCGAUAUUAAAGUCUUCCGUGAUUGCCCCCGCUUUAUCACAAUCUGCAUGACCCACUUUAUUUUAGCCGUCUCCUUCUACGGGUGGAUCGUCUUCUUGAUUCCCAAUGCCGAAGCCAAGGGUAUCAGUCCCGGCAGAGCCGUCCUACUCACAACCAUUGGCGGGGCUGCGAACAUCUUUGGAAGGCUCACAGUAGGUUUCCAGGCUGCAAGGCUCAAUCUGAAACCCCAGGUCACCUACUGUUUCAUCUCCAUCGUAUCAGCAGGGGCGUUCUUCUGUAAUUUCUUCACUAAAAGAUUUUCGAUUCUUAGCUGUUUAGCAGCCAUAAAUGGUUUCGCAAUAGGUGGGAAAGUCAUGAGUUUCAACCUUCUGUGUAAGGACAGUGUCUCGGACGAAAGGUACCCAGCUGCAUUGUCUUUCUCAUCACUCGCCGUUGGUAUAGGGGAGGCAGUCGGGGCGUUGUUCAUUGGGCUUCUGUACGAUUACACCAAGUCUUUUGAUAUCAUGUUCUGUGUGCUUGGAGCAGCUAAUAUAUUGGAGUCCUGUAUCAUCAUUUCUCCCAUCAUCAUGGAUUGGAUGGUCGCCAUGGUUACCCCCCGUUAAUGAAGGGCAGGAGGUACAAUUUCUGGUGCCAGUUAUCGUUAUUGGCAUAGCUAGGGGUCCUAUUCACCCGCACCGCAUGGGAGGAAAACGGAGGGACAAACAUAGCCAAAUGGGAAAAUAACCGUCAAUGUGCUUCAUGGAAUGAUAUAUUUUUACGGUUAACAGGAAGAAAAAAUAUAGUCUAUAUUUAAAGGGAUCCGGUAACUUUGU
Molecule: messenger RNA, 1851 nt
Organism: Strongylocentrotus purpuratus (purple sea urchin)
Lineage: Eukaryota; Metazoa; Echinodermata; Echinoidea; Camarodonta; Strongylocentrotidae
Product: monocarboxylate transporter 12-like
Exons: 4
Coding region: 256-1641 (461 amino acids)
Biological process (GO): transmembrane transport
Molecular function (GO): monocarboxylic acid transmembrane transporter activity
Source: RefSeq, a predicted model, not a curated record